CACACGUAACCACUCCACCCCUCUCCAACGGUCCGGGAUUCCUUCCAUUCCGCGUCUACAUGGAAGGAAUUUUUAACUUUCCUGCGACCAAUUUUGGGGGAAAAAACAUUUAAAAAUACAGAUAUCUGUCUUAUAAGUUAGAAACUGUGAGCAUACAGUCGUUUAACUUUGUGAAUCAAUUUAUUUUUUAUUAAUGAAAAACUGUAACCCCCAGAGGAGGAAACACUAGUCAGCUCUCCGUGUUAUUUAGCUCAGCUGUGGUUCGCUCUCGUCCGCUUCCUGAAACUGUUUUAUUAUCCGAAAUGAAAAGAAACGGCGCGUACAGGUUUCUGUCAGUGUUCUCCUGUUUCAUCGUUUGCGCCUUUUUGUUUCUUUUCUGGUCUUUCGUGUUUUACUCCAUGCUGCGGGCGCCGUAAAUGACUAAAGCUGCUAAGCUAAAAGGGAGCAUGCUACCUUCCCACAAUUCCUUGCUUUGUUGACAACUUCUGCGAUCACGUGAUCCACCUCACCAGGAAGUGGCAGUUGAGGAGCUCGUUUCAUCUGAAGUUACAAUGACGUCUGACAUCGGUGGAACGCCGUCGUCCGCUGCAGACCUCAAGCUGCAGUUUGCCCCCUUCAGCAGCGCCCUGGAGGCCGGCUUCUGGCAUCAGCUCACUCAAAAGAAGCUCAAUGACUACAAAUUGGAUGAAAGCCCCAAAUGCAUCAAAGGAUAUUACUACAACGGCGACCCCGUGGGCUUACCCACUCGCCUGACUCUGGAGUUCAGCGCAUUUGAUGUUGAUGCUCUGACACCAGCGCGCUGCUGUCCAGCUGUUGGGACGCUGUACAACACCAACACACUGGAUGCCUUUAAAAACAUCGAUAAGAGAGCUCUGCUGGAGAAAGAAGCCAAAGAGAUGUGGAACGCUAUAUGUUCUGGAGCUGCAUUAAAGGACCAAUCUCUCCUCAGCAGAUUUAUUUUACUGACCUUUGCGGACCUGAAAAAAUAUCAUUUUUACUACUGGUUCUGCUUCCCUGCACUUUGUUUUCCUGAGGGAAUAAAGAUAAUCCAGCAGCCUUCCAUCCUGGAGCACAUUUUCUCACCAAAACAGGUUACAGCGGUGAAGGACGCCUACGAUGACCUGUGUAUCAAAAAAGGCGCUACAGCGGUUCCAUAUUUCCUGAUGAAGUACACAGAUCACACUGUUCAGAUGGCUCCACUUGAAGACUGGGAGACCUUUUUCACCACGACAGAGAAGGUGACUGUGGGCUUCUAUGAUCCGUGUACUCUGUCUCAACAUCCUGGCUGGCCUCUGAGGAAUCUGUUGGCCCUCUUGGCUCACCAGUGGGGUUCCAAGUUGGACGUGGUGGAGGUGCUGUGUUUCCGAGACAGAACCCUGCAGGGAAGCCGCUCCAUUCAGCACAGUGUCAUCUUCCAGAUCCAGUUACCUGAACUCUCCAGCCAUUCCGGUUGUCCUAAAAGUGUAGGUUGGGAAAAAAACGCAAAGGGAGCCAUGGGACCCAGGAUGGUCAACCUGAGUGAGUGCAUGGACCCCAAAAGGCUUGCAGAGUCAUCCGUGGACCUGAACCUGAAGCUGAUGAGGUGGAGGCUGGUUCCGUCCUUGGACCUGGAUAAAGUGGUCAACACCAAGUGUCUCCUUCUAGGUGCUGGGACAUUGGGCUGCAAUGUGGCACGUACUCUAAUGGGAUGGGGCGUGAGACACAUCACGUUUGUGGACAACGCAAAGAUCUCCUACUCCAAUCCUGUCCGGCAGCCGCUGUAUGAGUUUGAGGAUUGCCUUGGAGGAGGGAAGUCCAAAGCCACAGCAGCAGCCGACCGCCUUACCAGAAUCUUUCCUGGUGUGAAUGCGAAGGGUUACAACAUGAGCAUCCCGAUGCCUGGCCACCCCAUCAAUUUCUCACAGGCCACUCUUGCUCUGGCCCAAAGGGAUGUGGAGCAGCUGGAGAAACUCAUUUCAGAGCAUGAUGUGGUUUUCUUGCUUAUGGACACCAGGGAGAGCCGCUGGCUGCCUACGGUGAUCGCUGCCAGCAAGAGGAAGCUGGUGGUGAACGCCGCUCUGGGCUUUGACACGUUUGUCGUGAUGCGUCACGGCCUCAAGAAGCCGCCCGCCAGUCAAGGGGUUUCCACGGGGACCGACUCCUCCCCUUCCUGCUCGUCCGCUUCUUCUUCGUCAUCCACACCAGCUGGCUCCGCUCCCAGCGUCCCCGGCUCCUCCCUCUUCUCCAACAUCCCGGGACACAAGCUGGGAUGUUAUUUCUGCAACGAUGUUGUGGCGCCAGGAGAUUCUACUCGGGAUCGAACCCUGGAUCAGCAGUGUACCGUCAGCAGACCAGGCCUGUCCAUGAUAGCUGGAGCUUUGGCUGUGGAGCUGAUGGUGUCCAUGCUGCAGCACAGUGAAGGGGGAUACGCUGUGGCCAGCAGCAGUGACGACCGAAUGAAUGAGCCUCCCACAUCGCUGGGUCUGGUGCCGCAUCAGAUCCGAGGCUUUCUUUCAAGAUUUGACAAUGUCCUGCCUGCCAGCUUGGCCUUUGACAAAUGCACCGCCUGCUCACCCAUCGUCUUGGACAACUAUGAGAAGGAAGGUUUCAACUUUCUGUCCAAAGUGUUUAACUCAUCUCACUCGUUUCUAGAAGACCUGACAGGCUUGACUCUGUUGCACCAAGAGACACAAGCUGCAGAGAUUUGGGAUAUGAGCGAUGACGAGAGCAUCUGAAGUCCACCGGUGUGAAAAUAACCAGAGGAACUCCACUUCAGUUUUUUUUUUUUUUAAUGAAUGUCUUCUAUUUUUUGUUUAUUACGUUUCUUGCUCUUCAUCUUCAUGUGUAAAAAUGUCCCAUGAAUAGUGAGUUGUAACAGAGUUCACUGAAGAGACUUCUGGGUCCAAAUCUUACAAAAUACUCCAUUUUGUCCUUUCAAAAUAAGAGUUUGUCAACAGAAUGUCAACUGCAGACUGUCAUGAAUGUGGAAAGGAUUUGAUAUUUGGGAUUAAAUUGGGGAUUAUUUCUGUAAAACCAUUUAAAUUACUGGAAUUCGUGAACUUUUGUCUCUUGAGUGGUUUGUGUUGAUGUCUUCUCACUGUCUGUGUUCUUGUUUAAUGUUUACGGUGUAAUGGCAUGAAUAUUUCUACACUAUGCUCUGGAGGUUUAUACAAAGACGUAACAAUAAAGAGAUUUAAACCAUGGUAAAAAUG
This is a messenger RNA of Oryzias melastigma (Indian medaka), 3191 nucleotides long. RefSeq names its product ATG7 autophagy related 7 homolog (S. cerevisiae) (gene atg7). The transcript is spliced from 19 exons. Gene Ontology annotation, biological process: cellular response to nitrogen starvation; autophagy of mitochondrion; C-terminal protein lipidation. Lineage: Eukaryota; Metazoa; Chordata; Actinopteri; Beloniformes; Adrianichthyidae. The coding region runs from base 552 to 2714 and encodes 720 amino acids. The record is from RefSeq and is a predicted model, not a curated record. Gene Ontology annotation, cellular component: phagophore assembly site; cytoplasm. Gene Ontology annotation, molecular function: Atg12 activating enzyme activity; Atg8 activating enzyme activity.